AUGCCGAUGGCGAGUCGAAUGUCCGCGGCUCAGCAUUUGCUGGUGGCCUUGGAAAAUUUACACAAAGCCGGAAUUGUUCACCGCGAUUUGAAUGAGAGGAAUUGUAUGUGGGGGAUGGUUCCUAUCCACAAUCUCGACAGGAGUGCUAAAUACGAGGCGCUCGGUCGACCAUUAAAGGAACCCAUACCGUACGCCAAUCUCCAGAGGCAGGGAGAACUUGUCGGGCCCAUGACGGUCCCUGAACGCUUACGCACCGAGGAUUUUUAUCUCGGUGACUUUGGUCUAGCUAUGAAGUUAGAUGAUCCCACGCUUCCACGCGGCCAUCCGCCUAUGGAGGUUUGUUCCCCAGAUCGACUUCAUGGGAAAGAUCCAAGUCUUGCCUGUGAUAUGUGGAGCUACAUGGUUCUUUUCGCAGAGCUUUACCUUGGCUUCGUGCCCUUCAAGUCCUGGCUUGAUGGUGGAGUAAUGAGUGGCAUCGUCAAAUGUAUAGGACUAGCCCCUGAGCAUUGGAAAGACCUUUACAUUAACCCUGGCGGUCUUGAUUCUUGGUACGAUCAGAGUCAAACGCCCGAUCAUAACAAUGAUCUCGCAUCAAGAAUCGCAUACUUUCGUCCGGAAGCUGACCCAGUCGAGAAAAAGCACGUGCUCCCCAUUAUGAGCAGAGUAUUUACGUACUUCCCAGAGGAACGUCUGACCGCAACACAGCUUCUGCGAGAUCCUUCAUUCAGAGCUAUCAUGGACACAUAUGGUUGUUGA
Messenger RNA from Talaromyces rugulosus, 756 nucleotides. RefSeq lists its product as uncharacterized. The coding region runs from base 1 to 756 and encodes 251 amino acids. The transcript has 2 exons. Gene Ontology annotation, biological process: intracellular signal transduction; protein phosphorylation. NCBI's taxonomy places the organism in Eukaryota, Fungi, Ascomycota, Eurotiomycetes, Eurotiales, Trichocomaceae. Gene Ontology annotation, molecular function: ATP binding; protein serine/threonine kinase activity. The record is from RefSeq and is a predicted model, not a curated record. Gene Ontology annotation, cellular component: cytoplasm; nucleus.